Molecule: messenger RNA, 1290 nt
Organism: Hydatigera taeniaeformis
Lineage: Eukaryota; Metazoa; Platyhelminthes; Cestoda; Cyclophyllidea; Taeniidae
Source: the annotation of a GenBank genome assembly
AUGUCACAGGAGGCGGUGAUGAUUGCUGUGGACAACAGCGAUUUUAUGCGCAAUGGUGACUUUACUCCAUCACGUCUACAGGCCCAGAAUGAUGCUGUUAAUCUAUUAUGUCAAGUGAAGCGACAGGCGAACCCUGAAAAUACUGUUGGGCUAAUAUCUCUUGCCAACACCGAAGUUUUGUGUACUCUCACUAGUGAUAUGAGCAAAAUAUACAACAGGCUUCAUUUGAUUCAACCUAAGGGAGGUAUUAGCUUUUGCACCUCUGUGCGUAUCGCCCACCUGGCUCUUCGCCAUCGACAGCUUCGUCACCAGAAGAUGCGUAUAGUUUGUUUCGUAGGUAGCCCGAUUAACGAUGAUGAGACUGAGAUGGUGAAGCUAGCUAAGCGUUUAAAGAAAGAGAAGGUAAAUGUCGACAUUGUAAAUUUUGGUGAGAACGAAGUGAAUCAGAAGAAGCUCCUCGAGUUUGUAGAGUCGGUAAAUGGAAAGGAUGGUACUGGGUCUCACUUGGUCACAGUUCCACCAGGCACUGUUUUACAUGAAUCGCUUGCCUCAAGUCCUAUUAUCGCAGGAGAAGAUGGUUCUGGGGCUCUACCUGGUUCGGGCAUUGGUCUAGAGUUCGGCUUGGAUGCUGUGGAUGAUCCGGAUCUUAUCUAUGCUCUCCGUGUUUCCAUGGAGGAUCAGCGCAUGAGACAGGAACAGGAGGCAAGUGCGAAUGCGGGUGGUCAAUCUGCGGCAAUCUUGCCGGGGUCUGCCGGCACGUCAGAGGAGGAAUUGCUUCGGCAGGCUCUUGCAAUGUCAAUGCAAGUCGGAUCUGGUAGCUCUUCAGGGCCAGUGGAUCUGGCCAAUAUGACAGAGGAGGAACAAAUCGCUUAUGCAAUUCAAAUGUCUAUGCAAACGGAAGAACAGGAGAGAUCAUCAGAGGAGAAGAAGUCCGAUUCGGGGAAUAACGAAGACAAUGGCAACAACAAUGCGAAAAUGGAUGUGGAUGAGGUACCUCCGACUGCGAGUACUUUAGCUGCAACCACCUCUGAGACUGCCUCUCACAGCCACCAGGUGUCAGGAGAAGAAGAGGGUGCUAAGGGAAAGGAUGAUGCGGUGGUAGAUUGCGAUCCUGAAUUCCUUCAGUCCGUGUUACAGUACCUGCCCGGUGUAGACCCUCAAAAUGAGCAGGUGCGUAAGGCAAUCGAAUCUCUUACUACGGGAUUCAAAUCGGAUCGUGGCGCAUCCAAAGAUUCUCAGGAACAGAAAAAAGGCAAUGACGAUGGUAGCGACAUUGAUAAAGAUGAAUAA